AUGAUGUUUAACCGGUUUCUUCCAUCUUGCUGUAAGAAUUAUGUAUGUGACUGUUGUCUAACUACCGAUGAAAUUAUUAAUAAAGGUGUUAAUGAACAACUUAAACAAUGGCGUCGAGAAAAUUUACAUGAGAGAAAAUUACUCCUCUUAGGAAACGCUGAAGCUGGAAAAUCAACAUUUCUCAAACAAAUGAAAUUAAUUCAUGGUCAAGGUUUUAAAGCAGAUGAAAAACGUCGACUUAUUCCAUUCAUCUAUCGACAAAUAGUUAAUGUUGUACGAUGUAUUUGUCGAGCAAUGCAUAUUCUUCAAAUUAAAUUUGAAAAUGAACGAAAUGAAGAAUAUGCUCGUUUAUUGAGUUCACCGAAUGAUGAUGAUGAUGAUGAUAGUAUAUCAACAUUAUCACCUCGAAUGGCUGAAGCUAUUCGAUAUGUUUGGUCCGAUGAGGGUGUUAAAACAUGUUAUCGUCGACGACGAGAAUAUCGAUUGCCUGAUUCGGCAAAAUAUUUUUUAGAUGAUAUAGAUCGAAUAUCUGCCCAAAAUUUCACACCAACUGAUGAUGAUAUAUUACGAGUACGUAUUCCAACAACAGGUAUUGUUCAAGAAGAUUUUCAAUUUUCUCAUGUUCGACUUCGAAUUGUCGAUGUGGGUGGACAAAAGACAGAACGUCGAAAAUGGAUUCAUUGUUUUGAUAAUUUAAUGGAAGAAAGUUUAGGGAUAUUUCGUGUUAUUUUAGCAUCAGAUUAUUUUUUCAAUGCGUCUAUUAUUCUUUUUCUUAACAAAACUGAUCUAUUUCCAGAACGCCUUGCUGGAAAACCUAUUCGAUACGUCUAUCCUGAAUUUGAUGGUGCUGACGAUGAUGUCGAAGCUGCUCGAGAAUUCAUUAAGAAUAAAUAUUUAAGUUCAGUACCGAGAAGUGAACGAUACACAGAGAAAAAUAUCUAUCCUCAUUUUACAUGCUCCGUUGAUAGCAAAAAUAUUCGAAUUGUUUUUGAAUCAGUCAAAGAUACGGUUCUUGCACAUAAUCUCUACUAUUGGACACCAUACUAA
Molecule: messenger RNA, 1047 nt
Organism: Rotaria sp. Silwood1
Lineage: Eukaryota; Metazoa; Rotifera; Eurotatoria; Philodinida; Philodinidae
Source: the annotation of a GenBank genome assembly